AUGUCUGUCACUCGCAUCUCCUGGGUUCCCAUCAAGGCUGGCGUUGACGAUGCCGCCCUGGCCCCGCUUACAGCCGCCGGAGCGGCGCUGGCCAAGCAGCCCGGAAUCGAAAGCAUCUACCACGGCCCGUGGGACUCGGUGGACGCAGCCAAGGCGGCCGAAUCGUCGUCGGCCUUUAGCGAGAUCGAAGGCAUCCUGGCCGGCGUCAUCGACACGAGCGGCGCCCAGCCGUACACGAACCUGGUCAGCCUCAACAAGCCCUUCAGCUCGAUCGUCAGCCCGGUGACGCGCAUCAUCGCCAUUAUCCUGCCGGCCACGGUCGACAAGGCCGCCUUCGCCGCCGAGCUGGAGGCCAGCAUCGCCACGGCCGAGACGCCGGGCUUCAAGGGCGCCGUGUACGGCUGGGCGGCCGACCGCAUGGAGCACCCGUCGGUGCCGGGCGGGCCGGCAAACAUCUUUGUAGCCCUCGCCGGGUGGGACUCGGUCGAGUCCAGCAAGGCCAGCGAGUCGGCGCCGGGCAUGGCCGAUCACCAGGCCGCUCUGGCCAAGUUUGGAGGCGUCUUCGAGGUCCAUUAUGUGCCGCUCGAAAAGGCUUGA
Molecule: messenger RNA, 597 nt
Organism: Pyricularia oryzae 70-15
Lineage: Eukaryota; Fungi; Ascomycota; Sordariomycetes; Magnaporthales; Pyriculariaceae
Exons: 2
Coding region: 1-597 (198 amino acids)
Source: RefSeq, a predicted model, not a curated record